Molecule: messenger RNA, 984 nt
Organism: Gongylonema pulchrum
Lineage: Eukaryota; Metazoa; Nematoda; Chromadorea; Rhabditida; Gongylonematidae
Source: the annotation of a GenBank genome assembly
AUGGAAUCGAUGACAGGCUGCGAGAUACGGCGCCAUUUCGAGUACCUGUCAACUGGCGGUCGAAAUGUAAAGAAGCUAACCAUUAUUAACUACGAUGCUAAUCGGGGUACCUUCAAAGCAAUCCAGACAAGGAAUGCUCGUGAAGCAACCAUGGGAAUACACCGUAGCGAUGGCCAUUACUUUUUCGUAGAAGAAGCAGUAUGGAUGGUUGAGGCCGGCCUGGCCUCUGUGCUCCAUCGUGGACGGCAGCUUUCGGUGCAACAGUGCUACGGGUUACUGGAAAAAUUUUGCAUCACUCCUGCCAGGUACUUCGUUUAUUCGUAUUUGAAGCGUGCCGGCUACGUUAUAUUACCUCAUAAUUCUCUCGAAACAUCUGCCAGCAUCAACAGCCGCAGCAGCGGUAGCGGUGAAGAAUCUGUUAAUUCUCGUGAACCUCAUUUCCCUUCGGCGCUUCUGGAUCAAUUCCCGUCAUUGAAAGGCUCAAAUUUAACAAUCACAUGUCUUCACAAACACCCGAAGGUAAUGGAAGUUUUCCAAGUAUCAGAGAAAUUAUCUGAAAUCACUGGGAAAUCUUUCAAACUGGAUGAAAACGAGGAAAUUCGUAAUGACCCGCGAGAAAUACUCAGACCUCGUUAUUGGCCGAAGUUUGAUAAGUUUGCAAGGCGCGUUACCAGCUGGUCCGACUACCGCAGUGAAAGGGCAAGAAUUCUGAGACGCGACUCACCUGAGAAGCACCAUCCGGAAACAGCGAAACUGCCGCUGGACUAUGAUGUCUACGCCGCGGAUGGUUCUUUUUGUCGCAGUCGGGCUCCUUCGCCCAUAUAUCGGUUGUUAGUUGUUGGCGACGUGAAUGCCCCGUUCCCCUCAGUUGCGAGUUUGCAUUGGUUGAGUUCUCAGAUCACUAAAGGGAAAUUGCUGAUUGCUGUCACAUAUCAUACUUCUAUUAUUUUUUACAACAUUGAUCACCAGGUGGUUAGUGUGUGA